This is a messenger RNA of Aspergillus mulundensis, 801 nucleotides long. RefSeq lists its product as uncharacterized. Gene Ontology annotation, molecular function: catalytic activity. The transcript has a single exon. The coding region runs from base 1 to 801 and encodes 266 amino acids. The record is from RefSeq and is a predicted model, not a curated record. Gene Ontology annotation, biological process: nucleoside metabolic process. Lineage: Eukaryota; Fungi; Ascomycota; Eurotiomycetes; Eurotiales; Aspergillaceae.
AUGGUUUGUGGAGAUGAUAUGAGUAGUUUAGUCCUGCGAAGUCCACGUACCGAAGACGACGAUGACCCAACGAUUCACUACGGGCUGAUCGCCUCAGCCAACCACUUGAUGAAAGAGGCACUGAUCCGCGACAAACUGGCCGCAGAGAAAGACACUGUGUGCUUCGAGAUGGAGGCAGCCGGAUUGAUGAACCACUUCCGCUGUCUUGUGAUUCGCGGAAUCUGUGACUAUUCCGAUUACCAUAAAACAAGGAAUGGCAAGGGUACGCAGCUAAGGUCGCAGCGGCGUGUGCUAGACCGUCUUAAGCAGCUCGCCGAUCACAUCGUUCAAACCACAGACCGUGUUGACCGGAGCCUGGACCUUGAUAAACUGCCAAUUGUGCCCGGGGCAGAGCUGGACUCCUACAUGGAUCAACACGAAGGCUUUUAUCUCGGGGGAACCGGGAAAGAACUCCAUGGCAACGUCGUCAGCUGGGCGACGGCUUCACCUUUGCAGGAGGAAUGUAUCUUUAAGCUGAACGGGAUGGCAGGGACAGGGAAGUCCACCAUUUCCCGCACUGCCGCAAAGGUACUUAAAGAACGCGAUCAGCUAGGGGCAAGCUUCUUCUUCAAAAGGGAACAAGCAGACCGGACAAGUGCCAUGAAGCUUGUUCCAACUAUCACAAGACAAUUGCUACUCAGGUUGCCUGAGCUAUUACCUGAUCUACAUAAAGCAAUUCAGGACGACCCUAAUAUUACAACAAGAAUACUCAGAAUCCAGUGCGAAAAACUGCUCCUGGAACCUCUACUGGCCAUGGAUUAA